AUGUCACCAGCAAACGAUGGCCCAUCGCCAGCAGACGAUAGCCUGUCACCAGCAAACGAUGGCCUGUCACCAGCAGACGAUGGCCUGUCACCAGCAAACGAAGGCCUGUCACCAGCAGACGAUGGCCUGUCACCAGCAAACGAUGGCCUGUCACCAGCAGACGAUGGCCUAUCACCAGCAAACGAUGCAAACGAUGACAUAACAACAGCAGACGAUAAUAUAUCACCAGAAGAUGAUAGCACAUCACCAGCAGAUGAUAACCAAGAGCCAGAAGAUGACGGCAUAAUACCAGCAGACGAUGAAAUAUCAACAGCAGACGAUGACUCAUCAACAACAGACGAUGGAACAUCAGCAGCAGACGACGGUAUAUCACCAGAGAAGAUCAUCUACCAACAGCAGACGAGGACUUAUCACCACAGACGGUCACCUAUAAACAGAAACGAUGACAUAUCACCAGCAGACGAUGGCAUAACACCAGUAGACGAUGGCAUAUCACCAGCUGAAAGUAACCAAAUGCCAGAAGACGACGGCAUUUCAUCAGCAAAUGGUGUCAUUUCAGCAGCUGAUGAUGACGUAUCGCCAGCUGAAGAUGGCAUAUCACCAACAGAUGAUGGUCUAUCACCAGGGACGACGGAACAUAAACAGCAGACGAUGAACUAUCACCAGCAAACAAUAAUGUAUCACAAGCAGAUAACGCAUCACAAGCAGACGAUGACGUAUCACCAGCAGACUAUGUCUGUAGACUAUGACUCUGGACCUGGUCCAGCAGACGAUGGCAUAUAA
Mercenaria mercenaria is the source of this 783-nucleotide messenger RNA. RefSeq names its product germ cell nuclear acidic protein-like. The record is from RefSeq and is a predicted model, not a curated record. Bases 1 to 783 code for a protein of 260 amino acids. The transcript has 3 exons. NCBI's taxonomy places the organism in Eukaryota, Metazoa, Mollusca, Bivalvia, Venerida, Veneridae.